GGCUCCUGCCCCCGCCCCUGCCAGCCCCUCCCUCCCCCGCUGCCAGGCGGAGCCGGAGCCCAGCUCAUUGCGGAGCGAAGCGGCAGCCGCGAUGGCAACCACCGUGACCUGCACCCGCUUCACCGACGAGUACCAGCUGUACGAGGAAAUUGGCAAGGGGGCUUUCUCGGUCGUGCGACGCUGCGUCAAACUCUGCACCGGCCAUGAGUACGCAGCCAAGAUUAUCAACACCAAGAAGCUCUCUGCAAGAGAUCAUCAGAAGUUGGAGCGCGAAGCCCGGAUUUGCCGUCUCCUGAAGCAUUCCAACAUCGUGCGUCUCCACGACAGCAUCUCCGAGGAGGGCUUCCACUACCUCAUCUUUGAUCUGGUCACUGGUGGGGAGCUCUUCGAAGACAUUGUGGCCCGGGAAUAUUACAGUGAGGCCGAUGCCAGUCAUUGCAUCCAGCAGAUCCUGGAGGCUGUUCUCCAUUGCCACCAAAUGGGGGUCGUCCACAGAGACCUCAAGCCCGAGAACCUGCUCCUGGCCAGCAAGUGCAAAGGCGCGGCGGUGAAGCUGGCGGAUUUCGGCCUGGCCAUCGAGGUGCAGGGGGAUCAGCAGGCUUGGUUUGGGUUCGCCGGCACCCCCGGUUACCUCUCGCCCGAAGUGCUGCGCAAAGAAGCCUAUGGCAAACCCGUGGAUAUCUGGGCAUGUGGUGUGAUCCUUUACAUCCUGCUGGUUGGUUACCCACCCUUCUGGGACGAGGACCAGCACAAACUGUACCAACAGAUCAAGGCUGGUGCCUACGACUUCCCUUCUCCCGAGUGGGACACGGUCACCCCCGAAGCCAAAAACCUCAUCAACCAGAUGUUAACCAUCAACCCGGCCAAAAGAAUCACAGCCCAUGAAGCCCUGAAACACCCAUGGGUCUGCCAACGCUCCACCGUGGCCUCCAUGAUGCACAGGCAGGAGACCGUAGAGUGUCUGAAAAAGUUCAACGCCAGGAGAAAGCUCAAGGGGGCGAUUCUCACCACCAUGCUGGCCACGAGGAACUUUUCGGUCGGCAGACAGACCACCGCUCCCGCCACAAUGUCUGCAGCCGCCUCCGGUGCCACCAUGGGGUUGGUGGAACAAGCAGCCAAGAGCUUACUGAACAAGAAGGUCGAUGUUGGCAAGCCACAGACAAACAGCAGCAAAGGCGGUGCCGGGGUCACCAGCCCGAAAGGAACCCUCCCACCAGCUGCACUGGAGCCUCAAACCACCGUUAUCCAUAACCCCGUGGACGGCAUUAAGGAAUCGUCCGACAGCACCAACACCACCAUAGAGGACGAGGACACGAAAGCCCGCAAGCAGGAAAUCAUCAAGAUCACCGAGCAGCUGAUCGAGGCCGUGAACAACGGGGACUUCGAGGCUUACGCGAAGAUCUGCGACCCAGGCCUGACGUCAUUCGAACCCGAAGCCCUGGGCAACCUGGUCGAGGGGAUGGACUUCCACCGAUUCUACUUCGAAAACCUGUUAUCGAAAAACAACAAGCCCAUCCACACAACCAUCCUGAACCCCCACGUGCACGUGAUCGGGGAGGACGCCGCCUGCAUCGCCUACAUCCGCCUGACGCAGUACAUCGACGGGCAGGGCCGCCCCCGCACCAGCCAGUCCGAGGAGACCCGCGUCUGGCACCGCCGCGACGGCAAGUGGCAGAACGUCCACUUCCACUGCUCGGGGGCGCCCGUGGCACCGCUGCAGUGAAGAGCUACCGCUGGCUGUUUUGGUUUCAUCCCGAAGGAGACGGUGAUUUGAGCUGAGCCGCUAGCCGGGAGCAGCGGUGCCAAGCACGCGCCCGCAUGCACGUGUCCCCCCCUCCCCCCGCCCCUUUCCAGUGCCUGUGUUUGCAGAAAAAAACCCAACAAAACCAACAAAAAAAUCAACAGCAACAAAAAAAACCAACCAAUCAACCCCGCCCCGAGCCCAAGCCCGGCCGUGACCUCUCCAGACCCAGCCGCCCCCUCUCCCCAGCCCCCCCCGUGUCCGUCCAGCCAGGUGAACAGGUGUUGCGAUGAAAAUGUUCCAAAACUCUGAUACAAACCUUCCUUCCAAAGCCCCGCGCCGCCCGCCCCCCGCGCUGCCCGCCCCCGCACUGAGCGGCGCUCCGCCGAGACGACUUGCAUUCUCUGUCGAAGCAUGGACCUUCCCCGUGGUCGUGUCCCGUGGUCGUGUUUGCGCUUGGACAUCUGUGACCUGUUUUUCGAACCGUUCCUCGACAGCGGACUCUGCUCCCGAGCGCUCGGGCAUCCCCGGAUCUUCCCCUUCUAGCUGUGCUUGUGGAUUGUUCUGAUGACGAUGACGAUGAUAUUACUAUUCUU
Chelonia mydas (Green sea turtle) is the source of this 2337-nucleotide messenger RNA. It is a transcript of the gene CAMK2B, whose product is annotated as calcium/calmodulin dependent protein kinase II beta. Gene Ontology annotation, biological process: protein phosphorylation. The record is from RefSeq and is a predicted model, not a curated record. The transcript has 21 exons. Gene Ontology annotation, cellular component: neuron projection; cytoplasm. Gene Ontology annotation, molecular function: calmodulin binding; ATP binding; calcium/calmodulin-dependent protein kinase activity. NCBI's taxonomy places the organism in Eukaryota, Metazoa, Chordata, Testudines, Cheloniidae. The coding region runs from base 92 to 1723 and encodes 543 amino acids.